This is a messenger RNA of Adineta steineri, 1470 nucleotides long. The record is from the annotation of a GenBank genome assembly. Lineage: Eukaryota; Metazoa; Rotifera; Eurotatoria; Adinetida; Adinetidae.
AUGGUUGAUCUACUUACUAUUAUUGCAUUCGUACCAACAAUACUUUUAUCAUCAUUAAGAACAGAUGAUGAUGCAUUUGAUAAACUAAAUUAUAAAUAUACAGUUGCUUUACUUGUUCUUUUUGCAGUUUUAACAGCAUCGAAACAAUUUGAUGAUGAUAGAAUUGAAUGUUGGAAUCGAGCAAAUUUUAUUAAAGCAUAUGUACAAUAUACUAAUGAAAUAUGUUAUAUAUCAUCAACAUAUUAUGUAGAUCGGAAUCAAUCAAUACCUCAAAGUAUAGAAGAAAGGAGAGAUAAUAAACUGAAUUAUUAUCAAUGGGUACCAUUUAUACUUUUAUUAAUGGCAUUAUUUUUUUAUCUGCCACGAUUAAUAUGGCGUACAUUAAGUGUUCGUUCAGGUAUUGAUCUUCUUGAUAUAGUCGAAGCAGCUGAUGAUACAAAAAAUUUAAAAUCAUUUGAUGACCGUGGAGUAUUAAUAAAAUAUAUAGUUGAUACAAUUGAUAUGUAUGUUGAUGAUGCACGUCGACAAACAGAUGCUGAAAUUCGACAAACAUCAUUAUUUAGAAAAGUUUUUCAAUUGAUAUGUUGUAUGACUGGAAAAUUUUUAGGCAAUUAUUUUAUUACACUUUAUUUCUUUAUUAAGAUCUGGUAUAUAUUAAAUGUUGUUUUACAAAUUUGUUUACUUAAUGUGUUUCUUAAUACAAAUUUUUUACAAUUUGGUUAUGAAAGCAUUAAAUUAUUUCGUUAUGGACUUAAUCAACCGGAAUCGAAAUAUUUUCCUCGAGAAACUUUCUGUGAUUUUCAUGUACGUGAACCAUUACGUGGUGGACAACCAUUACAACGGAUUACUGUACAAUGUGUAUUAACUGUGAAUCUAUUUAAUCAGCAAGUCUUUACUUUACUUUGGGUUUGGUUUGUUGCUGUAUUUUUGUUAAAUUGUUAUUGUUUAUGCUUAUGGAUUGGACGUAUUGGUUCUUCUAGCAGUCGACAUAAAUAUAUACUUUCACGUCUUACACGUACAUCACGUGAAGAAAUACCACGUUUUCGUAUUGAUUUUAAAGAAGGGAACCGUGAGCUUGGCGAUAGUGUACAUAUAUAUCUUGUACAAUGUUUUAUAACAGAAUAUUUAGAACCAGAUGGUUUCUUUUUUCUACGUAUGUUAGCAGUUAAUGUCUCUGAUUUUAUUGUACAAGAAAUACUUGAACAAUUAUGGACAUUGUAUACAAUAAAAUAUGGUGAAAAUAAUGCUAUAACUGCUGAAAAACUUUUUAAACAAUUUCGUAGCCCAAAUCCUCAAUCAUCAAUAAUUAGUCCACCACGGUCACCUCUGUUAGAUGUUCACGAUGAAAAAUGUGGAGCAACUGAUGCGAAACGAAAAUAUAUGAAACGAUAUUCUGUUAUGGAUACACGUUUAUUAAAUUCAACAAGUACACCCCAAUCAGACUUUCAUCCAACUCGAGAAGGAGUCUAG